Messenger RNA from Bemisia tabaci, 1845 nucleotides. RefSeq names its product eukaryotic translation initiation factor 4A (gene eIF4A). Lineage: Eukaryota; Metazoa; Arthropoda; Insecta; Hemiptera; Aleyrodidae. Gene Ontology annotation, molecular function: ATP binding; nucleic acid binding; RNA helicase activity. The record is from RefSeq and is a predicted model, not a curated record.
CUGCGGCUCUUUCCGGCAAGUUUUUUCAAUCGAGCAUCGACAAAGUAGUCCUUAGUUUUGAGGGUUAUAAUUAUUAAAUUUCAGUUUCUAAUCAGAAAUUCACUUUAGCGUGAACUUUUAAUUCUCUGCAUAAUUCAAAAUUACCUCGUCGAUCGUUCCUGUUCUCCGUCAUUUAAUUUAUUUCGGCUGCUCAGCGGAAGGAUAAUUGGCGAGACUUCUCCAAAUUUCUCACUGAACCUGCGAACUUCCUUCUUUUCAUCCGCGAAUUAUCUGUGAACAUGUCGUAUCCCUCGUCUGAUAGAAGAUCCGAUUCAGAAAAUUGGUCUGACUCCAAGAAUGGACCAUCUGACCAAGAGCCUCGAGAUGGCGGCUCCGGCCCCACAAAUAUGGACCCGGAUGGCGUCAUCACGUCCACAUGGGACGAGAUCGUCGAAAGUUUUGAUGACAUGAACUUGAAGGAAGAACUCCUGAGAGGUAUUUACGCUUAUGGUUUUGAAAAACCUUCAGCAAUCCAACAACGAGCAAUCUUACCUUGUGUAAAAGGCCAUGAUGUCAUCGCACAAGCUCAGUCUGGAACUGGGAAAACAGCUACAUUCUCUGUUUCCAUCCUUCAAAAAUUGGAUACCAGCGUCCGGGAAUGCCAAGCUCUAAUUCUUGCUCCCACCCGAGAGUUAGCUCAACAAAUCCAGAAAGUAGUUGGAGCUUUAGGAGACUACAUGACCAUCAUGUGUCACGCCUGCAUUGGUGGAACCAACAUCCGUGAAGACAUUAAGAAGCUGGAAUUAGGAGUCCAUAUUGUUGUCGGAACUCCUGGUAGAGUCUACGACAUGAUCUCGCGAAACGCAUUGAAGACGAACCACAUUCGUAUCUUCGUGCUUGAUGAAGCAGACGAAAUGUUGUCAAGAGGAUUCAAGGAACAGAUUUAUGAUGUUUUCAAGACACUCCCCACUGAUGUCCAGGUUAUUCUAUUGUCUGCCACCAUGCCAACUGAUGUGCUCGAAGUGAGCAAACGAUUCAUGAGGAACCCCGUUAACAUUUUAGUGAAACAAGAAGAGUUAACAUUGGAAGGUAUUAAACAGUUCUUCGUCAAUGUGGAAAAAGAAGACUGGAAAUUAGACACGUUGUGCGACUUGUACGAAACUUUAUCCAUCACUCAGGCUGUUAUAUUUUGCAACACCAGACGCAAAGUCGACUGGUUGACAGAAAAUAUGCAGAAAAAGGAUUUCACUGUUUCAGCUAUGCAUGGAGAUAUGGAUCAGCGUGAGAGAGAACUCAUUAUGAGACAAUUCCGUACUGGUUCAAGUCGAGUUCUGAUUACUACUGAUUUGUUAGCUCGUGGUAUUGAUGUGCAGCAAGUCUCUCUUGUUAUCAACUAUGACUUGCCCUCUAAUAGAGAAAAUUAUAUUCACAGAAUUGGACGUGGUGGACGAUUCGGUCGUAAAGGAGUAGCUAUCAAUUUUGUGACAGAAGACGACAAACGUGUUCUCAAGGAUAUUGAGACUUUCUAUACAACUACAAUUGAUGAAAUGCCGUUGAACGUUGCUGAUCUAUUCUAAAACCGAUCAUUUUUGCAAAGUGUAGUCUCUUGAUUGCUCACUACUGGAAUGGAUUUAUUUUAAAGAACAAAUCUUAUAAUUUUGAGAAGAAGGUAGAUUUUUCAACAAUUCUUUUGCAUCUGUCCUCAUCACUAGAUGUGUAAUUAUUGAAGUUAAUAAGAAAGUUUUUAAUUAAUGUAAUAUAUAUGUAAAUUUCUACAUAUAUAUUUAUCAAAGUAAGUCUAAGUGUGAAAAGAAGAAAAACUGUAUCUUAUUUUAUGAUAAUGAUGAUCAUAAAUUUUUAUUGUAA